AUGCGACCAUACAAAGGCAUAUGGCGGAAGCGCGACGUGCUACCGUUUUGGAUUUUACAAAUCUUCUUCAUUGUCAUUUCUACUGUCGCCGCAGCCUUACUUUUCGUUGGCGCGUCCUCCGUAGAGCGGCAGCAGAGCGAGAUCGAGAUUAAGUCGUCUGGUGCCUUUACGAUCGUGUACCUAGGCUAUGAGGCCGAUGACCUAGUCAAGUACGCGAGGAUCAUAGGAACUAUUACGCUCGUCCACGGUGUCGGUACUCUUAUCUUUGACAUUGUUGAUGUUAUACUAUACGCCGGGGGGCCGGUUGAAUACAGAUUACCCAUGAUCACGAGCAUUGCGCAGCUCGUCUGGGGCAUCAUAUAUUACACGAACCGCAAACGAAACGGCCAGCUCUCAAACCGGUCUGGUCAGAAUUCUGUCAGAGAUGACGGAAGUUAUUAUAUGGUGUACGAUGCUAGAGACCGAUGGAUCUAG
Daldinia decipiens is the source of this 474-nucleotide messenger RNA. RefSeq lists its product as uncharacterized. Lineage: Eukaryota; Fungi; Ascomycota; Sordariomycetes; Xylariales; Hypoxylaceae. The transcript has 2 exons. The record is from RefSeq and is a predicted model, not a curated record. Bases 1 to 474 code for a protein of 157 amino acids.